Cottoperca gobio is the source of this 1363-nucleotide messenger RNA. It is a transcript of the gene rdm1, whose product is annotated as RAD52 motif containing 1. Gene Ontology annotation, molecular function: RNA binding. The coding region runs from base 247 to 1038 and encodes 263 amino acids. The record is from RefSeq and is a predicted model, not a curated record. The transcript has 8 exons. NCBI's taxonomy places the organism in Eukaryota, Metazoa, Chordata, Actinopteri, Perciformes, Bovichtidae. Gene Ontology annotation, cellular component: nucleolus.
CUGUGUUUAUUUCAUGGAGACGGAAGCGUCGGUGAGUAAAAUCUUCUUUACCGGAGCAGCAGCGGCCGGUUACCGGUUACCGGAGCAGCAGCGGCCGGUUACCGGUUACCGGAGCAGCAGCGGCCGGUUACCGGAGCAGCAGCGGCCGGUUACCGGUUACCGGAGCAGCAGCGGCCGGUUACCGGUUACCGGAGACACGUUCUGUACUUUGAUAGGGCAGUUUGGUGCAGGCUCUUCUGUCUCGUGAUGGAGGUCGACAUCCUGGAGUUUAAAGUUCCUGUGGAGAACAACAAGACUGUGUUUGUGUGGGACGUCCCGCCGUCUCACAGCGAGGCUCAGAUCUACGCUGGGCUGCACGACGUCUUCUCGUCCUUCGGUCCUCUCUACCUGCUGAAGGUUUGUCCUAACGCCCCUCUCCACCCACCCGGCUUCUACGCCCUCGUCAAGUUCUACUCUGCAGCUCAGGCCUCAGAGGCUCAGCGGCAGACAGAUGGACGCCCGCUGCUGCACAGCGCCGCUCUCAAGGUGAGGCUGAGCUCCAAACAGUCCAAACAGUUCCUGUCUGGCUGCAGGCCUCUGAGCCACGCCCGCUGCGUGGAUCUGGCCAAUCACUGUCUGGGAUUCAAUGGCUGGACCUCUGACAUCAUCACAAUUAAGGAGCUCACCAACGAAGAAGAAGAAGGUGAGGAGGACGGUGGAGGCACGCGGAGGAGGCUGAGGUUUGGCUGCCUGCUGCAGCUCUGCUUCCCCCGACACACACGGAGCACCAGAGCAGCAGCAGUGAUGGAGGACAGCUUCACUUGCACAGGUCCAGAGGUUAUGCUGCAAAAGCGUGUUCAGCUGCAGCGGGCUGUGAGAGAGCGAGCUCUGGUCCAGGCCUUCAGUGCAGUCCUGCUCAUCCUGCUCGGUGAUGGGAAAGUGAUGGUGGAGGUGAAACAGAGCUCAGAUCAACUCCUCCCUGAGCACACUGAAGGCCUCCUGCAGGUGAACCAGUUAUCCUGCAGAGAGUUUGCUGCUGAUGAAGAGGGGGGGAUCUGACUGUAUCGUGGUCAUUACAAACCUCAUACUUUUACUUUUAGUACAUACUGCAGCUUACAAAGUGCGUACUGUUAAAUGCAGUGUGCUCAUGGCGCCUUGACCCUCUCUCUCGUAUGUCUGCUGUGCAAAGGAUUGUGGGUCAGGAUAAGGACAUAAUGCUGGAUGCAGACUGGAUGCAGUACAUCCUGGUAUUUCUGGCAGACUGCAUUUGACAUACUGUAUACUGGGAGUUGUUGAGAUCGACACCCAGAGGACUGAGGGUGAACAGUGAUGCAUUAUGGGAAUUACUGUUUUAUUUAUUCAAUAAAUAUGUUGUAUUACUGUU